CCGUCACAUAAAAAACAGAAAUAGACAGAGCUGACUGACGUCACCGAGGGGGCGGAGACAAGGACCUCAAAAAGAUGGCGGGAAAAGCUCCGCGAUUCUUCUCCUGAAUUUAUACAUUUACAGUGGGAUGGAUUCCAAAAGCGCCAAGGUUUCCAUGUGGUUAUCCAAGAUGUUUGGAGACCAGCAAGUUCCUUCCUUUGAAGAAAAUCCAUGGACCAUGGAUGUUCUCUGCCAACUUAUGGAAUGGAAUGCAACUCGAGAUCAUGAUGUUACACAACUGAUUGAGGACCUGAAGCAAAAAACUGAAGAAUACAAGUCUGAUGCUGACUACGUACAGGAUUUCAUUAUGGACAGUGUUGGCCUGUCCACCUCUAGCCUGUCCAGUACUGGAUCUAGCUGCCUGAAAACACUGGUGGAUAGCAGCCUUGCUUUGAACUUGAAAGAUACUUCCCAAACCAGCUUUGUGCUUGCAAUAAACGACUUGACAUCUGAUCGUUUAGAAGCUGAGAACAGACACCAAAGAGAUCUUAUUAGUGAACUGUCGAAAAAGCUGACUGAAAUCAUCAUGCUGGAAAAGUCUUUACAAACGGAUUUGUUGAAGACAGAUGAUGAUGUCAUAGAAGCGAAGGCAAAAGCAGAGAAUAGAAAACAGAAUAUGGACGUCUUCAUAAAAAAGAUGAAAGAAUGGAGCCAAUUGAGCCAAAAUUUAGAGAACGAGCUGAAGAAGGUUGGAUUUGACUCAAGUUUAGAUCAUCGAUCACUGGUGGAACUCUCUGAGAAGCUGAAAAAUGUCAACCAGGAAGUAGCAUCUUUAAAUGAAAAACUGAAAUCCUACCAAGAUUUGACACCUAAUCUUUAUGCUGCCAAAGUGAAAAUUGAGGAAACUAAAUUGGAGCUGAAAAAAUUUGAACGGCUUCUUUCUGAGAAGAUGGAGGGUAUGUGGAGCUUGGUGCCUGAAAACAAUUUACUCAAAUGAACUGUCAACUGGCAAUAAAUGAAAUCCUUCAAACAUUAAGUAUCCCUGACUACAAACUUUCUAUGUGCCUACACCUUUGACAAGAGAACUGUGGAGUCUACAAUGUUGACUGAAGGUUCUGACAAAUUUGUCAUUUUAGACUAAUGAGGUUUAUUUGAACGUUAACAAGACCUUUUGUGAGUGGAUGUUAUGUAAGGGGACAUUUAAGUAUGGUAAGCUUCUUCUGUGAACAAAAAUGUCAACCAGCAAUAUAGUCCAUGUAGUUAGUGUUAUGAAGUUUGUGUAAUGAGUUUAUACCAUGUUAAAUUGGUAGUUAAAUGUUGCUGAACCUAAUAAAAUUCCAAAA
Messenger RNA from Hypanus sabinus (Atlantic stingray), 1322 nucleotides. RefSeq names its product HAUS augmin-like complex, subunit 1 (gene haus1). NCBI's taxonomy places the organism in Eukaryota, Metazoa, Chordata, Chondrichthyes, Myliobatiformes, Dasyatidae. Gene Ontology annotation, cellular component: cytosol; HAUS complex. Gene Ontology annotation, biological process: spindle assembly; centrosome cycle. The transcript has 9 exons. The coding region runs from base 128 to 976 and encodes 282 amino acids. The record is from RefSeq and is a predicted model, not a curated record.